Molecule: messenger RNA, 1874 nt
Organism: Ananas comosus (pineapple)
Lineage: Eukaryota; Viridiplantae; Streptophyta; Magnoliopsida; Poales; Bromeliaceae
Product: probable ADP-ribosylation factor GTPase-activating protein AGD6
Exons: 3
Coding region: 238-1626 (462 amino acids)
Biological process (GO): vesicle-mediated transport
Molecular function (GO): GTPase activator activity
Source: RefSeq, a predicted model, not a curated record
UUUUGGCACACCCGGCCCGAAAGAGAGAGAGAACCGAAGAAGCAGAGGAGGUUCCGUUCCCCAUCCUCUUCCUCCUCCCCUCUCCCCCGUCUCCCUCUCGAUCGGUAUGUGCCUUAAUCUCUCGAUCUAGCCCUAAUUCGAUCGAUCGAUCGAUCUCUCCCCGCUUCCUGUCGCUCUGAUCCGAUCUCGUUUUCGCGCUCCGGAUCGGGAGGUCGGGAUUCGGCGGAUCGAGAUCUGAUGGCGUCGACGGCGGCGGCGGCGGUGGCGGCGUCGCGGCGGCUCCGGGAUCUGCAGUCGCAGGCGGGGAACAAGACGUGCGUGGACUGCGCGCAGAAGAACCCACAGUGGGCGUCGGUGUCGUACGGCGUUUUCAUGUGCCUCGAGUGCUCGGGGAAGCACCGGGGCCUCGGCGUCCACAUCAGCUUCGUCCGAUCCGUCACCAUGGACUCGUGGUCCGAGAUCCAGCUGAAGAAGAUGGAGGCCGGGGGAAACGAUCGCCUCAACUCCUUCCUCGCCCAGUACGGCGUCCCCAAGGACACCGACAUCGUUGCCAAGUACAACUCCCGCGCCGCCGCCGUGUACCGCGACCGCAUCCAGGCCCUCGCCGAGGGACGCCCCUGGCGCGAUCCCCCCGUCGUCAAGGAAACCCUCUCCGCGUCCUCCGCCGCCGCUGGAUCGCGGAAGCCGCCCUUGGCCGCCUCCGGAUCGGCGAGUAACGGGGGAUGGGACAGCUGGGAUUCCGAGGAUUUCCGGCCUGCUUCAGACGUGAGGAGGAACCAGUCAGCAGGGGAUUUUAGGUCUUUGGGGAUGGGGGGCCAGCACCCGUCCAGAUCCAGAUCGACGGAGGACAUCUACUCGCGGGCGCAGCUGGAGGCCUCCGCGGCGAACAAGGAGAGCUUCUUCGCGAGGAAGAUGGUGGAGAACGAAUCGCGCCCCGAGGGGCUUCCACCAUCGCAGGGAGGGAAGUAUGUGGGGUUCGGAUCUACCCCGCCGCCAUCUGCUGCUCGGAGGAAUGCUCCUCAAGGGGACAUGCUGCAGAGCACUGUUUCUGUAGUCUCUCAGGGUCUUGGCCGUCUUUCACUGGUUGCGGCUUCUGCUGCGCAGUCUGCUGCUACUGUUGUCCAAGCAGGCACAAAGGAGCUACAAUCUAAGAUGAAAGAAGGUGGCUAUGAUCAGAAGGUCAAUGAAACUGUAAACGUGGUGAGCACGAAAACCACCGAGAUAGGGGCAAAGACAUGGGGUAUAAUGAAGGGCGUUAUGGCGAUGGCCUCGCAAAAGGUUGAGGAAUACGCCAAGGAGGGUGGGAUCAGCUGGAAAGGUGAUGAUUGGCAAAGAAAAGAGCCGGACAGAAACGGGUACUACCAAGAAUUCAACCAGGAGAGCAAUGGCUGGAACAACUCCGAAGAUGAUUCAAGAAAACGCUACAACUCUGUGAGCUCAUGGGACGACUGGGACAACAAGGAAAAGAAGGCGGAACCCGAGAAGACUGGCGGCCAAAGUAGCGACAGCUGGGCGGGUUGGGACGACGUGAAGGAUGAUGGAUACGAGAACUACAGCUCUUCUAACAAGGGGAACACUCAGAAUGGGAAAUCUGGUUCUUUGUGGACUGAUGGUGGGUUCCUCUGAGGUUAGAUGGUUGCUUCUUAAGAUCUUAUCAUUUUCCUUUUCUGUAGUAUGUGUACGAGAAGAGUCGCUUGUUUAUUGCUGGGUUCUGUCUCCUCCAUAAUUGAUGUUAAACUCUGUUUGGAUGUUCUUAUUUUUGUAUUUUUGCAACUGUGAUAUUCAAUCAUAUAUUUAUAUGUGGACGGAGUUAUAAUUUUAGUUUGGAAAAUUUGCCUCCUGAUGCCUUAAAGAAGGUCUUGGGAUUUUCUUUU